Molecule: messenger RNA, 9510 nt
Organism: Anarrhichthys ocellatus (wolf-eel)
Lineage: Eukaryota; Metazoa; Chordata; Actinopteri; Perciformes; Anarhichadidae
Gene: vwa8
Product: von Willebrand factor A domain containing 8
Exons: 44
Coding region: 1812-7484 (1890 amino acids)
Cellular component (GO): cytoplasm
Molecular function (GO): ATP hydrolysis activity; ATP binding
Source: RefSeq, a predicted model, not a curated record
UUGUCCAAAAAUCUAAAUACAAAUCUUUUUAGAGCCAUUUAUGUACAGACUACUGAACAUUGACAAUGCGUUUGACUUCUUUUUUUUUUUUUUAUAAAUAUAUAUAACCAACACUGCCUACAACAUGAAGACACCCUACAAUAAUAUGUGAACGGUUUUGAGUCUAUACAAAUCACAGCAGUGGGAAGGAAAACACGCAACACGAACGCAGGAUAUUACGGAGAAAGAAACACCUCCGAAGUGUAAAAUAAGCUCAGGAAGUCAUUAUUAGACCUGAAUGCAUCGUAAUAAGGUUCUUCUGUGCAGACUUGUUGCGAAAUGAGAAACGGAGUGACACAAAAAAAGGGGAAAAAAGUAUCCAGUGUUGAAUGUUACUAACCAGUUCCUCCCAGGCUGGGCUGCGGGUGUAAUGGUAGACAUCCUCCAUAGUCCCGGACCUCUGUGUCCGCUCCGGGGAGACAAAAGAAAGGAAUCAGGGAAAGGUGGAGGGACUCUCGACCUGCCUCGCUGCCGUUACACCACUCAUAAGCGCGCAGAAGAGACGGGAUUUAAUUCGCCUUGUCGUCCCCUUCGCUGCCACCGCUCUCCUCCCGCAUGCUCCGGUCCUUUCGCUCCGCGCUAUACUCCCUCUCUCUCCCCCUCUCUCUCUGGAGGGCCGAGCCUAUCUAUCGGCGCGCUCCACGUGAUAAAUGUCAGACCCGCUUAAACGCGCGCUGCUCGGCACGGUUUGGUCACAGCCCGGUGGUGGGGAUCACACGCGCACAAACUCGAGGUUGUGUACACGCUAUGUGUGGGCGUGCAUGUGAGUAAAUCAGUGUGUGUGUGUGUGUGUGUGUGUGGGAGUGUGUCGUUUAUAUUACGUCAUCGAUUUAGGUAUUGUCUUUGCUAAUCCACGAGAUCAUGGAUGAUAGAUUUCCCUUCACUGAGCACUUUCCUUGAAGUCAACAAAUAAAUAUAGCAUGUGUAUUUAUUUUGACAAUUAUUUUUAAUUGUUUAAGUUGUUUUUUGUAAAGCAUCACUUGUUGUCAAAUUUGCACUAUAUACAUAAAUCGACAUUAAAAUAUGUUUUAUUCGUGUUUGAAUAUAGCAAACUGCCACUUAUAACACAAUAAUAAUAAUAAUCAGACAACAUAACAUAACAGUAGCAGAUGUGGAGCAUGACAACAACAAGGAAGACAAUACAUCAUAUUGUAUUUGAUUGUUAAAAAAUGAUAUCCUAUAUAAGACAAAUAGUCUGGGGCUUCAUUUUAUCAUGUGCUGUGAGUUAGAAGGGACCCAACAGUUUUUUUUAAAAUGAUUAUAUUAAUAGAAAUUUUAAUAAAUUUUUACAUUUGUACGAUCGAUAAUAAAAUUAAUCAGUUUAAAAUGUUAAAAUGAAAUCAACGCAUUCUUGGAGCGAUAACUUUUGUUGGGGCAUACUUUAGCCUAUGAGAUUGUGAAAAAAGUGUUUUGUUACUCAAACAUACACACAGUCUGCACACACGUUCAAAAAAUAAAUGUACCCAAGGAAUUAUUAUCAUUAAAAUCAUAUUCUUCUAAGUGUUCUAUUUUAUUCACUAUGGCAAAGCAACCCAACGACUGUUAUAGUCGCAUUACGAUGUUACUAAUGUUGUAAAUACGAGGUCGGAACCAUCGAAGCUCAAAGGAAAUGAAACCACUACGGAAGACUUUAGCUCCGGUCCCAUUUGUCCCUCUGUUAUUAUCUUCCGACUCCUACAAGCUGAGCCGACAUAUAUUAUGAAAUGGGUACAGGGCCGGUCGGGACAUAGCUUGAGGGUUUUAUUUCACACUAUGUUUUAGAUGGUUUAAGGAUGCACACCCAGAUAUUAUGUAGCGGCACGGCAGCGGCCGUCGCUGCCCGAAGAAUGCGGAAUAUUUUGGGGGCUGUUCUGGGGAGAGACGGCUGGAUGUGGAGAACUCAUGAGGUCAAACUUCUCAACACAUCUGCAGGCGACACGGUGACGAUUGGAGAGAUCUCCUACAAACUGAAAACACCCUGGAAUCCUGAGCUUGUUCCUGUCAAACACAUUUCAGACUCCUUACCUCAGACAGUGGUUCAGCACCUGCGAUGGAUCAUGCAGAAAGACCUUUUGGGCCAGGAUGUGUUUCUCAUUGGCCCCCCCGGACCGCUGAGACGAUCCAUAGCUAUGCAGUACCUUGAGUUGACCAAACGGGAAGUAGAGUAUGUCGCUCUGUCCAGGGACACCACAGAGUCUGACCUGAAACAGAGGAGAGAGAUCCGCUCCGGGACGGCCUUCUACAUAGACCAGUGUGCCGUAAGGGCAGCAACGCAGGGUCGGGUCCUGGUCCUGGAGGGGCUGGAGAAAGCAGAGAGGAAUGUUCUGCCCGUCCUCAACAACCUGCUGGAGAACAGGGAGAUGCAGCUGGAGGACGGACGCUUCCUCAUGUCAGCUGAGCGUUACGACAAGCUGCUGCAGGAGCACACCAAAGAGGAGAUGGACAGCUGGAAGAUAGUCCGUGUCAGUGAGGACUUUCGGGUCAUCGCUCUUGGCCUUCCUGUCCCCAAGUACAAGGGCAACCCCUUGGAUCCUCCUCUCCGCUCUCGCUUCCAGGCCAGAGAUGUCUAUUACCUCCCGUUUAAGGACCAGUUGGAGCUGUUGUACACAGUCGGACCAAACAUUGCUGCAGAAAGGGUGUCCCAGCUGCUGUCAUUUGCCACCACGCUGUGCUCCCAGGAAUCAUCCAACCUUGGCCUUCCUGACUUCCCUGUGGACAACCUGCUUCCUGCCCUCCAUGUGUUGAAUGCUUUCCCCAUGCUAUCCUCCCAGCAGCUGGUCCAGAGACUUUACCCCUACAACAGCAUGCUGGGCAAGGAUGGGCGCACCGCCGUGGAGGGCGUUCUCAGUAGAUUUGAGCUUUUGGAUGGUCGUCAUCAGCCAGCUCCCAGCGCCAUUUUGAGUGUGUCCAGGACGAAGGAUCCUGAGGGCCAUGCAGACGUCUCGUUACGUGUCGCGGACAAGGACAUCACCUUUCAGGUUCCAGCCGGCAUCAAGGAGCCGCGGCCACCCAACAGUAGCCCUACAUUCAUCAGCACACCGAGCCAAUCGCAGCUGAUGGCGGAGAUGAUGCAGUCACACAUGGUGAAGGACUUUUGUCUGAUAGGAGCCAAGGGUUGCGGCAAGUCAGUGAUCGCAAGAGAGUUCGCUGAGAUGCUGGGUUACAGCAUCGAGCCGCUCAUGCUCUACCAGGACAUGACAGCCAGGGAUCUUCUCCAGCAGAGGUACACUCUGCCCAAUGGAGACACGGCGUGGAGGCCGUCCCCACUGGUCACCACUGCCAUUGAGGGCAAGCUGCUGCUUCUGGACGGUAUACACAGGGUCAACCUGGGAACCCUGGCUGUUCUGUCUAGGUUGCUCCACGACAGGGAGCUGGAUCUGUACGAUGGGACCAGGCUCCUGAGGUGGGACAGAUACCAGACACUAAAGGAACAACUGGAGUUCAGUGACCAGCAACUGCAAGAGAGGUUGAUCUUCCCCAUCCAUCCAUCCUUCAGGGUGCUGGCUCUGGCGGAGCCCCCCGUUGUGGGUGCCAGUACGAGCAGCAGCAGAGGUCCGCAGCAGUGGCUGGGUCCGGAGCUGCUCACUAUGUUCCUCUACCACACGGUCAGCCCUAUGGCCAGAGCAGAGGAGAUGGACCUCAUACAGGGGCUGACCCGUGACGUUCCAAAGGAAGCAGCCGAGCAGCUCCUACACCUCACACACAGUCUCCGCAAGACAAAUGACCCUACAGCGCAGUCUCUGGCCUCUUCUCUCUCCACCAGACAGCUGCUGAGGAUCUGUCGCCGUCUCUCUCAGUACCCCGAGGAGAGCAUCGCUCACGCUGUCAAUAAGGCCUGUCUUUCCAGGUUCCUGCCCAGCCUGGCCCGUGCCUCUCUUGAUAAAAGCCUCGCCAACUGCUCCUUACAGGACACACCAGAUCCAGCUGAACACACCCGAGACUUCAGCUAUUCGACAAAGGAUGGUGUGUUGACUAUUGGCAGUGUGUCUGCUCCCGUCUACAGCGCCACUGAGAAAAUGAAGAUUCCAGAUGUGCUCUUCUAUGAUAAUCCCCAGCACAUGAUGGUGAUGGAAGACAUGUUGAAGGACUUCCUUUUAGGAGAGCACCUCCUCUUGGUGGGCAACCAGGGCGUCGGUAAGAAUAAGAUAGUGGACCGAUUCCUGCACCUUCUGAACAGGCCCAGAGAAUACCUACAGCUCCACAGAGAUACGACCGUCCAGACUCUGACCCUGCAGCCUUCAGUCCGAGAUGGCAUCAUCAUGUACGAGGACUCGCCUCUGGUCAGUCACACAGACGCACACACUUUUACUUUUACGGGAUCAUUCCUCCUGUUGUGUUUGCUUGUCAUGUCUGCUGACUGCGACCGUGUCUCCUUCAAAGAUCCACGAGAAGCUGAGAGGAGGCCCAACACCAUAGUGAUGCACCCAGACUUCAGGAUGCUCGUCCUCGCUAACCGACCUGGCUUUCCCUUCCUGGGCAAUGACUUCUUUGGAGCUCUAGGUGAUAUCUUCAGCUGCCAUGCUGUGGACAAUCCAAAGCCCCAGGCGGAGCUGGCAAUGCUUAAACAGUACGGCCCCGACGUUCCCGAUGCCACGCUGCAGAAGCUGGUGGCCGCCUUUGGAGACCUGAGGUCCAUGGCCGACCAGGCCACCAUCACCUACCCCUACUCCACCCGAGAGGUGGUCAACAUAGUCAAACACCUCCAGAAAUUCCCCGACGAGGGUUUGGCCAACGUGGUGCGAAAUGUCUUCGACUUUGACUCGUACAACAAAGACACGCGAGAGGUUCUGAUCGAAGCGCUGCACAAGCACGGGAUUCCCAUCGGAGCCAAGCCCAGCUCUGUCACACUGGCUAAGGAGUUGCCCCUGCCGGAGGUCAAGAUGACGGGGUACUGGACAAUAAACCAAGUCGGCAACGCUCGACGCAAACUGCUCUGUCCCACUGAGACACACUCCAUAGACAUCAAGGGCCCCGUGUUUCUGCGUGUUCAGAGCUCCUCCUGCAACAGACAGGAAAGCAGGGCUUUGAGUUUCAGCGAAGAGAAAGCCCACUGGCAGAUUCCCAUGAGUGAAGUCAACAUCAUCUGCGAUGUCGCCACCAAAGAUGAUGUGCUGUACGUAGCCACGUGUAACCCCGUGUCGCUGUACUCCAUGAAGGAGCGCGGGGAGACGAUUCAGUGCAUGGAGCUUUACGACGUCUUCCCCAGGACCAUCAGUGGCGUCUGGCAGCCCUUUGUCACCGUUGCACCCCUUGGGAGUCCUCUUGAUGGACAGGUGGUGCUGCACGAGGAACAGAGUAACACAGUGCUCCAUUUGGACAUGGUGACGGGCGCCGUGCGGAGGCUCAUGUUGUCUCCGGACACGGAUCAGCCCUCCACCAAAGCCUCCAGCUGGUGGAGCAGUAAGGAGCAACAGGCAGCGCAUAAAAUGUGCCACGACUUCGCCCACAAAAACUGGCUCCUCUUCUAUAAGGAGGAGGGCAACCAGCUGGACGUGCUGGACGUGCUGGAGGGCCGGGUUCACUCCAUCUCGCUUCCAAUCAACCUGAAGUCUGUCUACCUGGUGGCAGAGGACCGCUGGCUGCUGCUGGAGAGCAACACCAACAAGAAGUUCCUGCUGACCAAGCCCUUGCAUAUGUCAGCUGAAGACUCGGGCGUGUGUCAGCUCCACAGCAUCAGCGAAGACUCGGUCAGCUCAGGCCACGGAGCCAGCUCAGAUGAGGCGUCCGUCCCCCAGAUGCUGUCAUGUGAGCAGCUCCCCAACGAGAACCUCAGCGCCGCUCUGGACCAGAAGAUUGUUUCCCCCAACCGCAUACUGGCCGACAGCGGCUCCUUCGCCCGGGUCGUUGUGGGCUUCCCAGACCUCGUGUCCGCUAAUGAGGUGUACAGCUUUAAGAGGCCUGUUGACCUCUCAGUGAUGAAGAGUGCUGAGAGCGGGGCUCACAUGUUCCUGAGAGGUGGGCUCCGGUCCAGCGAGGCCAAACGGGAGAAUUGUGUCAGCCUGCUUUCAGCCAAUCAGGUGGUCCGAGCGCUUCCACCCAACAAGGUGCCCUUGAGGGAGGUCUACCCCAAAGACGUCACUCCUCCGAUGACAGCGGCGUACCUGGAGGUGACCGAUCUCAACUCCAAAAAAGUCAAAUAUAUUCCCGUCCCGAGGUCGAUGACCGUGUCGCCUUACACCAGCUGGUUGUCCAAGGUGUCCGAGUCGGACGUGCUCAUAGCUGCUCUCGGUUCCGGGGGCGUCGUCACGGUGGACAUGGGUGGGUACGUCCGGCUCUGGGAGACGGGGUUAGACACCCUGCAGCGAUCGCUGAUGGAAUGGAGGAAUAUGAUUGGGGCAGAGGAUGGCAGACCUUUACAGAUUACCAUCCAGAGGGACAGCGGCCUGGACGUCACCGCCCCGAAACAUGGCAAGACGGACCCCAACAACGCUCCUCAUGUUGGGGGAAACCAGUGGGCAGGAGGCACAGGCGGCAGGGACACGGCGGGGCUGGGGGGCAAAGGGGGCCCCUAUCGGCUGGACGCGGGACACAAGGUCCACCAGGUCUCCCAGGUUGAGAAAGACGCAGUUCCUGAAGAGGUCCGCAGAGCCGCCCGCGAAAUGGGUGAAAAAGCCUUCAAAGAAAGGUUGAAGGAGAUUAAUAUGAGCGAGUAUGAUGCUGCCACGUACGAGCGCUUCUCCACCGCCGUCAGGAGACAAGUUCAGUCUCUACGCAUCAUCCUGGACAGUUUACAGGCUAAAGGGAAGGAGCGGCAGUGGUUGAAGAACCAGGCUCUGGGAGAACUGGACGAUGCUAAAAUCAUAGACGGACUGACGGGAGAGAAGGCCAUAUACAAACGCAGAGGAGAGCUGGACCCAGAGCUGGGCAGUCCUCAGCAGAAGCCGAAGCGUCUCCGGGUGUUAGUGGACGUGUCGGGCAGCAUGUACCGCUUCAACGGCGUGGACGGCAGGCUGGAGCGCUCCAUGGAGGCCGUGUGUAUGGUCAUGGAGGCUCUGGAGAGCUACGAGCACAAGUUCAAGUACGACGUCGUGGGCCACUCAGGCGACGGCUACGACAUCGAGCUGGUCAGAGCGGAUAAAGUCCCCAAGAAUAACAAAGAGAGACUCAAAGUCCUCAAGAACAUGCAUGCCCACUCUCAGUUCUGCAUGAGCGGCGACUACACUCUGGAGGGCACCGACGCCAGCAUUAAGGAGCUGGCGCGAGAAGAGGCCGACGAGCACUUCGUGGUGGUGCUCAGCGAUGCCAACCUGGAGCGCUACGGCAUCCGGCCCGAGCGCUUUGCCCAAGUCCUGACCUCUGACCCGCAGGUCAACGCCUUUGCCAUCUUCAUCGGAUCCCUCGGCGAUCAGGCCGAAAGACUCCAAAAGACCCUUCCGGCAGGGAGAUCCUUCGUGGCUUUGGACACCAAGCAGAUCCCCCAAAUACUGCAGCAGAUCUUCACAUCUACGAUGCUGUCCAAUGCCUAAGACUGACACACACACACACACACACACACACACACUCACCUCUUAUCUCACACAUUCAAAACCUCAAGAUCUGCUCUGACAAAGCUCGGAAGCUUGUCAGACUUUAAGGUUGUGACUCAUCACGGUCCUGAACCCGCCUUCUGUAUCAGAUUAUACAACUUUAUUUCAGCUGUAUCAGUACUGAAGACUCUCCUUGAAGGGAAGAGACUGUUGUGGUUAUUAUUUUUACAGAAGCCUUCAGCCUGUCAGCCAAAUCUAACAGUGAAAUAAUAUUUAACCGCUCUGUAGUGUCCCUCUAGGAAUAGGUACUGUACCAUGUGGUCUAUUAAAAAGCCUGUGAUCUUGUGCAUGACUGUACUCUACUGUAUAAUGAGACGCACUGUCUCGGAAGCAACAGUGACCUAAUGAAUGCCUGGAGCCUGUCUCAGACCCCGUGUGGGGAUCAAACGCACGGCCCUAAGCUGUUGUUGUUUUCGACCAACUGAGCUAACAGCGCGCAGGCAGGAACCACCUGACCGACACUUGGAUGUGACGAGCGGCAAUAACUUUGCUCCAGAGGAAUGCUGGGACUGUGACCAGGGAAUUUCCCCCCACCUGACUGCGCACGCUAUUUAAAGGCAGCCACUGUUGCACAACCACCGGCUGUGUGUGUGUGUGUGUGUGUGUAUGUGUGUGUGUGUUCUCCUACAGCAUCUAUGACAACAUGCACGAGCCCUUUCCUUCCUUGCUGCUGGACCUCGAUCGCUCGUCUCAGUCCUGCAGGAAUCCGAGACCCCCUUUCAUUGCCAGACCUCCCACUCCUCAAACACCUUUGGCCCCUGCAAGGAAAAUUAGGAGGAAAAGACUCUCUGACAUGCCGGUGUGUGUGUGUGUGUGUUAGUUGUGCUCGUUAAGGGAUUAAGCGCACACAGACCUGUGUUCGUGCUCAAUGACAACAUGCUGUGCAGUCAGAUUAAUUAAUUCACCCGGUCUGAGCCAAUUUGCAGACACGUGCAUCCGAUACUGUAUCGGUUUCGCCCCCUGGUUGUGAUACUUGGUGUUCACGCCUCUCUAUGGUCGACUCAUCGGAUCAAUAGAACAGCCUCACUAACUAUCAGGCUCCAUUGAUCGCUCUCCGAUAGAGGGAUGUGUUUUUAUUAACCCACUUCCGUCCCCCUUUGACCCUCUCUCUCUCUCUCUCUCUCUCUCUCUCUCGCUCUCUCGCUCUGUUGAAUAGCUGGAAAGAGCAAAAGUGACCUCGGUUAAAACUGGACAUGUUUGUCUGUAGACGUUUUGAUUACACGUCAUAUGUUUGCAGUUGAAACUCCAUGAUUGGGCAUUUCAAGUGUGCAAAUUAUAAAGCACAUUAUAAUCACAUACAUUUUUAAUCAUUUUAGUUUUAUUUAAUUGUACAUUGUUGUAAGUUUAUGUGUAAAAGUAAUGUACAAAAUGUUAAUAAAUCCUGUUAACAUUGCCCAGUUGAUUCUCCAGGUCUGUACUGUCUUUGAGUAAAGACAAACACACACACACACACACACACACACACACACACACUCACUUCGUAUCUCACACAUUCAAAACCUCAACAUUUUCUCUGCGAGCUCGGAAACUUGUCAGACUUUCAGGUUUGAGGUUGUGAUUUAUCACGAUGUGUCCUUAACCCGCUUCCUGUACCAGAUUAUAUAACUUUACUUCAGCUGUGUCAGUACUGAAGACUCUCCGUUUGUAUGAUGAGACAAGAUAAUGGAGAAAGUGCACUGUGUGUGAUUGUGUUCUUAGAAACUGAGACCGCUCAGCCUCACUCUCGUUUCUCCCAUGGUCACUUUUUCCAUGUGUCCGCUGCUUCCUCUGUUUGUUCCAAACAAACCUCUGGACAACUCAAACAUGUCCUCUUGUAGAGGACUUUAUUACAGAGAAGGUACAUCUGACUCAUGGAAGUUAGAAUCAAUCAAACUUUAUUUGUAUUUCAUACAAGUGCAGUUCAAAGUGCUUCACAGAUGAUUGACAAGUUGAAAUGAGAUAGUUUGGACUGAAAACAACAGAAAAU